AUGGCUGGGGAGUUCGAGUUUCUCUUUCAGCUGGAACAUGCUUUGAAGGGCUGGAGCACUCCUUUGCUAGUGCACUUUCAGCACACCCGCUUUUGCGAUGUUGGUAAGUUGCAACAGCAAGUGCUGAGGGGUGCUUGCAGUGUCCAGGGAACUGGCUGUAUUAUGUCUGAUAUCAACGACCGCCUGAUUCCAGAAGCACGUCAGUUUUUGGAUGCCCACAUGCCAAAGACGGAUGCAAGCUUGGAGGACCAGGGGCAGGCCUAUGCAGACAUGCUGCAUUGGUUGAUUCAGAACAGGGGCGUGGUGUUUGAGACAGGUUCCCACUGUGUGGUCCACAACAAAGUUUGUCCUUUGUUCCCGCCGUUGCAGGCUCAGGAACGUGAGAGCAAGCGCCUCAAGCUGGAUGACGGUUUGAGAAUCAAUUUUGCAGGGACAACGUGCAAAGGCUGGUCCAAAGCCGGCAAACAGAAGUUCUUCGCAGACCCCUCGGAGCGCCCCCACAGCAUUUGGGUCACAGAGCGGCUGCGACAGGCCGAGCUUGAGCAGGAAGAUUUGUUUUUCUCAGAGUGUACGACUGCCUACCCGACUGAGGUCAAGCUGGCUGAGCCAUUGGCCGAGACCCACGACGUGAUCUCUGUGACGGUCAGCCCCAUGGAUAUAGGCUGGCCUGUACGGCGUUCCAGAAAGCUGAGCUGUGGGCUCAACCGAGCCACUUGUGCGUGGCUGGGGCCCUCGCCAGAGUUGGUUCAGCCACAUUUCAUGAGUUUUUUCAUGACUUCCGUGCGUGCAACCGCUGAUACAUUCCUAGUCGCCAAAGAGGAAGAUGUGUAUGAGGAGCAAUGCCGACUUGCUGAGCUCCGCGGACGGUACUUAGUGGAAUUUUCAAGCUCCUCGCGAAAGUUGGCCGCUCGCCACUCUGUGUAUGCUCCAGGACAGCUUCUGCGUUGGCAAGAGUACGAGAACUACCGGCAGGACAUGGACGGGGGUAAUAGUUUCUUCGCUGACCUAGAACAGAAUUUUAAGGUGGGAGCAUCGACACCAGGUGCUUGGAUUCCCUCGCUCCUCACACACGGCACUAUCCACAGCUGGCAAGCAGACCGACUCGUCCUCCCAAGUGAGCUGUUCCUGGCUCAUGGGUACAACUUUUUCCCUGCAGCUACUCAGUGUGCUGAAGCGUGCAGACUGAAGGAGACAUUGUCCUCUCUGAGCAGCAAGGACCUCAAAGUGUUGCUCGGAAACGGCUGGCACAUGCCAGUGCUUGCAUCCUGGUUCAUGUAUGUGUGCUCACACACGGUGAAGCUGAACCGCAGUAUGACUCUGCAACCGGAGCGCAGCCUGCUUCGGAAGGGCGGUUCACAGCUGCUGACUGGAAGCAUGGAGGACCUUGAUGAGCUGGAUGAAGGGGACAUGUUUACAUCGCUCGGCAAGGCAGCCGACAAGCCAGACCAGGAGCCAGCAGGUGAAGCUCCUGCCAAGAGGCGCAAGCGUGGCGUCAAAGAGGAGGACGAGGCCAAGCUUUGUUUUGCAGCAAGAUGCCCGCACCAGGCGCUGGUUGGAAAGCGUCGGUGCAUCUCUUGCAACAAGAAGUAUGACAACGCAAUGUACCAGGCCAGGAAAGAUGGGGAAACGGAAGCUGCGAACGAAGCUUUCAACGAUCCUGAGUCUGCCGCCAGCUACUUUGAGCAGUGGGAGAUUGACAACCCAUCGGAUAGACGGUACCAGCGCAAAAAGCUGAUCAAUUGGGCACAGUUCAAGCGAAAGUAUUGUGUCAAGAAGGUCAAGCGUGAGAGGCACGGGACCAGACCGUACGAGUUCACCCAAUGGUUGAAGUAUGGUGGCAACAUCAUGGGAUGGACAGAGAAGCAAACGAAAGCGGAGUGGGAGCGACAUCGAAGCAACGGUGUCGAGGAGGACCGCUUGGGCAUCAAUGGAACUCUUCGAUUGUGGCUCCCGACAAUCGAAGAGAAGCAUCGUGAUAAUGAGCGCAGCAUCGAGAAUGAGUUGGAGCAGGGUGGGGCCAUGGAGAAAAACAUGACCGAUGAGCACAAGGAGGUCCUGCUGAAGCAUUGCCACGUGAGCACGGAGCUGGACAGCAGCAACAAGUUCUUCCAGACCCCGCACGAGUACGCAGACCCGCCGGUCACACCGCGGAAGCCGAGGAACAGUGCAGCGGAGGCUUCAUCGUCGCCAGCUGGGGAGGAGCCGCAGCUCACACCAGAGAAGCCAGAGCCCACUAUCAAAAACAAGAAGGACAAAGAUGCUGAUGAGGAGGAGAAGAAGAGGAAGAGACGUGCGCAACGCCUCGGAAACGGGGCCAGCUUUGCUGCACAUCGUGCGCAGACGGUGAGCAAGCAGAGGGAGAAGCUGGCGAGCUUGACGAAGGGCAUGUCAACGGUUCUUGCAAAGCUCCAGGGGGCCACUCAGAGCUUGAAGAAUGCGCAAGAUGAAAGUACAUCCCUGUAUGGUCCAGCAGCUGAAUGCGGGCUGACUUGUGUUGAGGCGUGGCAGAAGGAGGUGUCGUUGCCAGCCGCCAUCAACGGACAGGGAGAGCCUGACGAGUUGAAGACGGCCGAGGAGAAGUUCCAAUCUUCCUUGUCAUCCGGUGAUGUGAAGCUUGCUAAGUCGGGCGAGAAUUUGCAUUGCAAUGCCACUUUGGCGUGGCAUGUGAUGCAGAUGACCGAGAUUGACGAGCUUGAUGCCCUCGACCAGGCCGUCAAGUCCAUGAAGGAUCAGCAUAACGAGGUGGAGGUUCUCAUGAAGGGGCUCUCAAAGAUUUGCGCCGACGUCGCAUCUUUCAUGUCUCAGAAAAAAAGGAAGGAGGUUCGCGAUGCUGAGCAGAAGAAGAAAAAGGCUGAGCAGGAGGCCCUCACCCAAGUGAAGAUGCAAGCGAAGCAGCACGCCGAGGCCAUCAAGAGCGGCCAGGCGGGAGGCCAUGCAAUCUUCAGCAUUCCCGAGGACAAGCUUAGCAAAAUGAGCCAGCGGAAGGGUGACGACAACUUCGAUGCCAAGGCCCUGAAGAACAUCGAUGAGCCUUGGAUUUGCAAAGCCAGCUCAGCUGCCAGUACGUGGCGCAACAGUGCCACGGUGGCUGUGAAGUUGUCGGAGUUCGCAGGCAACUACAAGAAGGCGCAGUCGUUCAAGGACAACGGCCGCGCACAGGCAAUCAUGCUGCCUAAACAGGGCAAGGAGGAGACUGAGGGCUUCCUUGACAACUUCUUCUCGCCGCCGGGGGUGGAUGUUUCAUCCGUUCAUGGUGCAACCGAUGCCGUCAAGAACAUAUGGUACUGGGGGUACGAUCCAAAACUGUGCGGCGCUUGGCUCGCCCCCAAUGCCUGUGCCUUGCUGAAGGUGCUGGUGAUGGGAGAGUUGACACUCCUGGCAGCGAACCUUGCCGACCUUGUCGAGGCCCUGCACUCCUCCAAGCCGAUUGAAGAGAUCACAAGUGACAUGGUUACCAGCUUCUUCCUUUCCUUGACGGACAAGGCGCCCCUGUUCCCAAAGAUCAAAAUCUUUCAGACAACAAUGCAGGCUGAUGAUGUUGUUUAUGUGCCGACUGGAUGGCUCAUCGCGGAGCGAAGCUCAUCCACUGUCAAAGUGUACGGAGUUAGGAAGUCUCUGUUUGUGCAGAGCACAAAUGCAAGGGUCAGUUUUGCAGCAGCGGUAGAUUUGUUGAGCAGAUCCAAUCGCGAUUCUUCAAAGAUGGCUGCCAUCUUGAAGUGUUAUCCAGAAGAUGCCGUGAAGGAUGAGCAGAAAGCUCCCGAGCCUCCGAAGCCGUCAGCGGCAGCGGAGGGUGUUGUCGCUGCCGUCGGCCCUACUGUGUGA
Molecule: messenger RNA, 3822 nt
Organism: Symbiodinium necroappetens
Lineage: Eukaryota; Dinophyceae; Suessiales; Symbiodiniaceae
Source: the annotation of a GenBank genome assembly